CUGUUUUGCCGGGUACAUGCACGAUAUGCACUGUUACAAAACCAAUGAUCAAGUUAUUUCAAGUUAUUUAUCAACAACAGAAGAUUGUCACGAGAGAUGAAACAAUUCAUAUAUGGCAGAUUCGGUCGUAGCAUUUUAUUGGUUUCUAAAACUCCGAAACAUCCAGUAUUACUAGUCAGCACACGGAGUUUAAUGUCUGGGAAAUUCAACAAAUACUACAGACCAUUACUUGCUACACCACAUUUAAGAUAUUUCACAAAUCCAUAUCGUGGUUAUGCUAUGGUGAUAGCAAGGAUCUUAAGAGGAGCAUUAAAAAUUCGAUAUAUUCUUCUUGGAGGUGCAGUUGGUGGUGGAGUUACUUUGCAGAAAAAAUAUGAUGAGUGGAAAGAAGCAUUGCCAGAUUUAGGAUGGUUAGAAAAUAUGAUGCCUACUGAACAACAAUGGCAAGAUUUCCGUGGAUCAUUGCUGAUGGUUAAAAAUACUGUGGCUAACAAGAUUGAAAUUGAUCCACGUAUAAAGGAGUAUGGGCAAGCUAAGUAUGAGGAGUACAGAGUUUGGUUCAAUCAAAGACUGGAUGAUGCUAUUAAAGCAGCAGAAAUUCAUCAAAGAGAUCUAGAGAAUAAUUCUAUACAGAGUGCAAUUAACACCAUCUCAAUGGUGGCUAAGAAAGCUUAUUCAGAAACAAAAGAUCAAUUGCCAAAUAAGGUUGCUUUUGCACGUCCAUUAGCAAGCGAUAAUACCGAAGAGGAACGUAAGAAAGCUCAAUACUCGAGACAGGAUACCAUGUCAGAGGAUCCGAUGCAGAUGCUACUGAAGUAUCAACGUGAAUUAGAGCGAUUAGAAAGAGAAAACAAAGAGCUACGCAAGCAGAUGCUCCUACGGGGAAAUCAGAAGUUCAACCAGAAAAAAAUCAAAAAAUCUUUGAUCGAUAUGUACAGCGAUGUCUUGGAUGAGCUCAGCGACUAUGACAGCUCCUAUUCCACUGCCGAUCAUUUACCUAGAGUAGUGGUUGUUGGCGAUCAAAGCUCCGGUAAAACAUCCGUGCUCGAGAUGGUCGUUCAGGCAAGGAUAUUUCCAAGGGGAGCAGGUCAAAUGAUGACGAGAGCACCGGUCAAAGUCACACUGAGUGAAGGACCGUAUCAUAUAGCACAAUUCAAAGAUAGCUCUCGAGAAUUCGAUCUUACGAAAGAGUCUGAGCUAGCCGAGCUACGACGCGAGGUGGAAUUGCGAAUGAAGAAUAGUGUUAAAGACGGCAAAACAGUCAGCCCGGAUGUCAUAUCUAUGACGGUGAAGGGACCGGGCCUUCAACGUAUGGUUCUAGUCGAUCUACCUGGUAUUAUUAGUUCAGUAACUGUUAACAUGGCCGAGGAUACUCGCGAGGCGAUCAAACAAAUGAGCCAACAGCACAUGAGCAAUCCUAAUGCUAUCAUUCUCUGCAUACAAGACGGAUCUGUCGAUGCGGAAAGAAGCAACGUGACUGACCUAGUAUCUCAAAUGGAUCCAUCCGGCAAAAGAACGAUCUUUGUCUUGACGAAAGUUGACAUGGCGGAAAAGAACUUCGCCAAUCCGGAAAGAUUACGCGAGAUAUUGUCCGGUAAGCUAUUCGCCAUGAAAGCGUUAGGCUACUUCGCCGUGGUUACCGGUCGUGGUGGACAGGAUGACAGUAUACAAACGAUCAAGGACUACGAGGAACAGUUCUUCAGAAAUUCAAAGCUCUUCAAAGAUAAUUUAGCAAUGUCGGGCCAAGUGACUACCAAAAACUUGAGUUUAGCUGUAGCUGAAUGCUUUUGGAAAAUGGUACGCGAGACAGUAGAGCAACAAGCUGACGCGUUCAAAGCCACAAGGUUUAACUUGGAAACAGAAUGGAAAAACAAUUUUCCAAGGUUACGGGAACUAGACAGAGAUGAGCUCUUCGAGAAAGCACGUGGCGAAAUUCUGGACGAAAUUGUAAAUCUGUCGCAGGUGUCACCAAGGCAUUGGGAGGAGGUAUUGAUGAUACGAAAUUGGGAGAAAGUCAGCAAGCACGUUUUUGAUAACAUCUACUUGCCUGCUGCUCAAAGCGGAAAUCCAAGUACGUUUAACACCACUGUCGACAUCAAACUCAGACAGUGGGCGGAUCAGCAACUUCCAGCAUGCAGCGUUGAAAGUGGAUGGGAAAGUCUACAGCAGGAAUUCCAUAAUUUUAUGACGCAGGCUCGACUUAGCCCGGACCAUGACGACAUCUUCGAUGACCUAAAAAACGCCGUUGUGAACGAAGCAAUGAAGCGUCAUUCCUGGGAAGAGAAAGCGUCGGACAUGCUACGUGUUAUCCAACUUAACACUCUGGAAGACAGAAGCGUGAACGACAAGCGCGAAUGGGAUCAAGCAGUACGAUUUCUAGAGAAUUCAGUGAAAGAGAAGUUGAAUAGCAUAGAAAUGACCCUGCGCAAUAUGCUGGGUCCCAAUCGUAAAGAACGGUGGCUUUAUUGGCAGUAUCAAAGCGAAGAGCAGCAGCAACGUGUGGCCGUGAAGAACGAACUGGAUAAAAUUCUAUAUGCUGACAAGAAACACCCAUCUAAGCUGACACGCGACGAACUCACGGCCGUUAGGAAGAAUUUGCAGCAGAACGGCUUUGAAGUCAAUAACGAAUUCAUCCGAGAGACGUGGCAUCCCGUAUAUGAAAGAUUUUUCCUACAACAGAGCUUGGCGAGAGCGUAUGAUUGCAAGAAAGGAUAUUAUUUAUAUCAUACCGGACAUGAGAAUGAAAUGGAAUGCAACGAUGUGGUACUUUUCUGGCGAAUCCAACAAAUGCUCAAAGUUACCGCGAAUGCACUUCGGCAACAAAUCAUGAACAGAGAAGCUCGAAGAUUAGAAAGAGAGAUCAAGGAUGUUCUUGAGGAUUGUAGCCAGGAUAAUAAGAUUAAGAAAGAAUUACUCACUGGCAAACGAGUCAAAUUAGCUGAAGAGCUUAAACGGGUUAGACACAUCCAGGAAAAGUUAGAAGAGUUUAUUAAAGCGCUAAAUAAAGAGAAAUAAAUAUAGUGUAAACCGAAAAUCGAGUAUCAAAUUGCGCUUCAGAAGAUCAGAAUUGAUAUUACUUGCAUUUGAACGAACAAAAGAUACGCGACAGACCACUGCAAUUAGG
Molecule: messenger RNA, 3124 nt
Organism: Harpegnathos saltator (Jerdon's jumping ant)
Lineage: Eukaryota; Metazoa; Arthropoda; Insecta; Hymenoptera; Formicidae
Gene: Opa1
Product: Opa1 mitochondrial dynamin like GTPase
Exons: 19
Coding region: 97-3015 (972 amino acids)
Biological process (GO): peroxisome fission; mitochondrial fission; mitochondrial fusion
Cellular component (GO): microtubule; cytoplasm; mitochondrial membrane
Molecular function (GO): microtubule binding; GTPase activity; GTP binding
Source: RefSeq, a predicted model, not a curated record